UAGAAGGAGCGGAGGGCUGAACAAUAAAGGAAAUCAAUUAUAUUUAAGUGCAUAAUUUAAUAUAAGAAAUGCGCGAGUGCAUAUCCAUUCACGGCGGGCAAGCCGGCGUCCAAAUCGGGAACGCGUGCUGGGAGUUGUACUGUCUGGAGCAUGGCAUUCAGCCUGAUGGGCAAAUGCCCUCGGACAAGACCGUGGGGGGCGGCGACGACUCCUUCAACACCUUCUUCAGUGAAACAGGCGCCGGGAAACACGUGCCCAGGGCAGUCUUCAUCGAUCUGGAGCCAACGGUGGUAGACGAAGUCCGCACGGGAACAUACCGACAGCUGUUCCACCCGGAACAACUCAUCACCGGCAAAGAAGACGCCGCGAACAACUACGCCAGGGGACACUACACCAUCGGCAAAGAAAUCGUGGAUCUCGUCCUGGACAGAGUGCGCAAGCUCGCCGACCAAUGCACGGGUCUGCAGGGCUUCCUCAUCUUCCACUCUUUCGGCGGAGGCACCGGCUCCGGCUUCGCUUCCCUUCUCAUGGAACGCCUCUCCGUGGACUACGGGAAGAAAUCCAAACUAGAAUUCGCCAUUUACCCAGCCCCCCAGAUAUCCACGGCCGUGGUUGAGCCCUACAACUCUAUCCUCACCACGCACACGACGCUGGAGCACUCCGACGCCGCCUUCAUGGUAGACAACGAAGCCAUUUACGACAUAUGCAGAAGGAACUUGGAUAUCGAGAGACCUACGUACACCAACUUGAAUAGAUUGAUCGGACAAAUAGUAUCUUCGAUCACCGCUUCUCUGAGAUUCGACGGCGCCCUGAACGUCGACUUGACGGAGUUUCAGACUAACCUGGUGCCUUACCCUCGCAUUCAUUUCCCGCUGGUGACUUACGCUCCUGUGAUCUCUGCCGAGAAGGCCUACCACGAGCAACUGUCGGUCGCCGAGAUUACCAACGCAUGCUUCGAGCCCGCCAACCAGAUGGUGAAGUGCGACCCUCGCCACGGGAAGUACAUGGCGUGCUGCAUGCUGUACCGCGGUGACGUCGUGCCAAAGGACGUCAACGCUGCCAUCGGCACUAUUAAGACUAAGCGUACCAUUCAAUUCGUGGACUGGUGCCCGACUGGGUUUAAAGUGGGGAUUAAUUACCAACCGCCCACUGUCGUUCCUGGUGGUGACUUGGCCAAGGUGCAGCGUGCUGUGUGUAUGCUGUCGAACACCACAGCCAUCGCUGAAGCUUGGUCCCGCCUGAAUCACAAGUUUGAUUUGAUGUAUGCUAAACGAGCUUUCGUCCACUGGUACGUAGGUGAGGGCAUGGAGGAAGGAGAGUUCUCCGAGGCUCGCGAAGACUUGGCUGCCCUCGAGAAGGAUUACGAAGAAGUUGGAAUGGACUCUGGAGAAGGCGAGGGCGAAGGCGGCGAGGAAUAUUAACUUUUAUAUCAUUUUAUUUUUAGGACUAUUUUCCAGCUCGCUAUGUAGUAGGUCUAAAACGUAUUUUAAUUAUUUAAAAGGUAUGUUAUGUUUAUUUUG
Amyelois transitella is the source of this 1520-nucleotide messenger RNA. Its product is annotated as tubulin alpha-1 chain. The record is from RefSeq and is a predicted model, not a curated record. Gene Ontology annotation, molecular function: structural constituent of cytoskeleton; GTP binding. Lineage: Eukaryota; Metazoa; Arthropoda; Insecta; Lepidoptera; Pyralidae. Gene Ontology annotation, cellular component: microtubule; cytoplasm. The transcript has a single exon. Bases 69 to 1421 code for a protein of 450 amino acids. Gene Ontology annotation, biological process: microtubule cytoskeleton organization; mitotic cell cycle.